Molecule: messenger RNA, 240 nt
Organism: Dictyostelium purpureum
Lineage: Eukaryota; Evosea; Eumycetozoa; Dictyosteliales; Dictyosteliaceae
Exons: 3
Coding region: 1-240 (79 amino acids)
Biological process (GO): attachment of GPI anchor to protein
Cellular component (GO): GPI-anchor transamidase complex
Source: RefSeq, a predicted model, not a curated record
AUGGGUAACUUUUUUUCAAAAAAGUUUACAAUGAAAUUCAUUUGCUUAUGUGUACCAGUAAUUGAAAUUACCAAUCCACAAAAUGGUACAAGCAAAGCUGUACCAUUGGAAUUAAGAUAUGGUAUUUUACCAAGAGAAUCAGUAUGUACAGAGAAUCUUACACCUUUACCAUGCCGUGAACAAAGUGGAAUUGGUAAACUUUUAGCACCAAAUAAACUCUAUGAUGUCCAUUACAAUUAG